AUGAAAACCUUGUCCGACGAGGAGCUCACAAAUCUCGCGGGCAAUUACUUCGCCCCGAAGGGACUUUACCGUCACACGAAAGCCUUGCCAUUUUUGGGUAGUCUUGAGUGUAACACAAAGACUCUCAUUGCUGGGCAAUGGACUGAACUCAUCGUGGAAUACACGGUUGGUGCCAGUGGCCUUGCUGAUGGAGCUUGGAUCAAAGGAACCUUCAAGUUCUACUCGGACUGGGCGCUGUGUCAGACUUCCGACCCAAAGGAAGACAACUACGUAUCGUUAGAAUACACGCCAGGCCCUCUCCACGAAGGACAAACGGCGGCGACGGUACAGUCACUGGCUGUUCGUUUCGACCAAAAGGGCCACGAGCGACCAUUCCAAAAGGCCAUCAUCGUUAACAUUGUCGACGGUGACAUGAACCCCGGAGAUAAGAUUACUGUUCGAAUUGGCGACAGACGAUGGGGAUCGCGGGGUACCCGAGUUCAAACAUUCGUUGAAGACAAGUUCUUGAUGAGGUGGUAUAUUGAUCCAGUCGGAACUUCAAGAUUCGCUCCCAUCAAGCCUGACAUUGCUUUUCCAAUCAAAUCGGGACCAGUUGCUAGAGUCAAGACCAUAACUCCCCGAGUUGUUAGGCCUGGCGUUCCCGCCCCCCUUCACGUCCAUACCGAGAACAUCUGGGGCAAUGCGACAGCAGACCUAGGGAAUCUGAAAGCUGAAGUCAAAUUGAUCAAAGUUGGCUCCAAGGCAGAGGUUGUCCAGACUAAAACUUUGCCUUUCGCAGCUCAGGGAUGGACGGUGAUGAAUGACACAUACGAGUUCGUCAAAGAUGGGGACUACGAUCUCGUCGUGGCAGUAUCUGUCGAUGCCUCUCUACCCAUCCCUCGGCCGUUGUGCUCUGAUCUUCACGUUCACUCCGAUGACACUGUCGGCACCAACUCGACCACAUACAACUUCUCUUACGCCAAGGAAAUUGCCGGCCUUGACGUCGUCGGAUACACUGCUAAUGAUUUCAACAUUACCAAAGAGAAGUGGGAGCACACGCUUGAGAUCAUUAAGAGAGUUGAUUCGCCUGGCGAAUUUGUCGUAUUCCCUGGGACAGAAUGGUGUGGCAACUCAGCCGCUGGGGGUGAUCACAAUGUCGUCUUUCUCGAUGACCCGAAGACGAGUCAACCCGAGUUCCCUUUUGACAAGAAAGGGAAUGUAGCUCGUAGCUUCGAGUGGAACGAGGACGGACCGGCAGAGCUGAUACCCGGCGCUUGGCCACUGGAUGAAGUCUACGCGACUUACGCUCAUACACCUGAAAGCCACCUUUUGAUCCCCCACGUUGGCGGUCGUCGAUGCAACCUAGCCUGGCACCAUCCCCAAUUGGAACGUCUUCUCGAAAUUGGCAGCGCUUGGGGGUUAUUCGAGUGGCUUCUUCGCGACGCCGUGAAACGGGGCUGGAAACUCGGCGUUUCCGCCAAUUCGGAUGAGCACCGGGGCCGAUGUGGAGGCGGGGUACCCGGAACUGCCGUCUUUGGCACGAAGGGUGGAUUGACCGGCGUCUUGGCCGACAAGCUGGAGCGUGGUGAGGUUGCGAAGGCCUUGCGGGCAAGGCGCGAUGAUGUAUUUGUGAAGGAUAAUGAGGAACUCGUUCUCAGGUACAGCUUCUUUGGUGCGGGAGGGUACUCUUCCAUCGAGGCUUGGGAUGCGAGUGGUCGGAUUCUCCACCGGGAUCUCCAGAAAGAAGCAGAAACUCACACCACGGCAUCAACUCCUAGAAAGAUUCGCGUGACUUGGGGAGGGGCUCGCGUUUACGACAGAUAUCGUGAGGCUGUCUGGCACGGAUCAAUCCUCCUUCCCGGGGCGGUAAUCUCGCAUAUUCGACCUUUCGGGGGCGUGCUUCACAAUGCCGAAGAUGAGAUCAAGCAACUUUCCCAAAACCAGGUGGUCUCCGAGACCCGAACCAGCGGGGAUUUCGAUGGUGUUGACAUUUUCCUUGAUGACACAUCGGAAACCCCCUCUACUAUCAGCGUAUCGGGCCAUUUAGGUGGAUACGUCAAAGUUGGUGACGCCCUCAAAGGAAACCCCCACAACCCGCAACCUCGGUUCAACUUGGUUGCAACGGCAAAGGACUUUACUCAGGAAGGAGGGGUGCGCGACGACAUAGUGGGCGGUGCUGGCCUCUUUGUGUCCAUCGAUGGUCUGUUGGAUGUUCCAUUGCCCAAAAGAGUUGAAGGCAGCUUCACAGUGAAGGCAGAGUCUGGUAGUGGUGGUGACCGGGCGGUGUACUUUGUGGGCAGAGAGUAUGGUGGAGGGAAGGUCAUCACUAGUCCUGUAUUCAUCAAGUACGAGUGA
Messenger RNA from Colletotrichum chrysophilum, 2334 nucleotides. RefSeq lists its product as uncharacterized. The transcript has 4 exons. The record is from RefSeq and is a predicted model, not a curated record. Bases 1 to 2334 code for a protein of 777 amino acids. NCBI's taxonomy places the organism in Eukaryota, Fungi, Ascomycota, Sordariomycetes, Glomerellales, Glomerellaceae.